GAGUAGAGAAAAAGACAGAGAGAGCCAUGAGACUAGCAGCAGUGCUGACGUUGCUGUGCUGUCUGGCGAUAGGGGCACUCGCCUCGCCGGUGCCUAAGAUUGCUGACAGCAAGGUGUCGACUCAGAAUGUUGUUGCGACCGGCAGGCAAGCGCCUGCGGCGCCAGUCGCCACCGACGAUGAUGAUGAUGACGACGACGACGACGAUGACGACGACGUCGAUUUAGAUAUCGUCGAUGAUGAUGAUGAUGAUGACGAUGAUGACGAUGACGAUGAUGACGACGACGACGAUGAAGAUGACGGCGAUUAUUUGGAGCGUUUCAUUGAAGAUAUACUUGGAGGAGAGGAUGACGAUGAUGAUGAUGACGAGGACGAAGUCGCUUCACCUGCACCUGUUGCAUCCGCUGUAACACCAGCUACCCCUGUCAAUUCGCCGCAAGUGCCGCUCGCCGUGGCGGCUGAUCUAAAUCAGGCCAGCGAGGAAGCUGCGGAGGAUGCCGCGUCGAGUGAAACGGCCGAGGAUGAUGCUGGCAGCUACGAGGAUGAAGCUGAGAGUCAGGCUGCAUCCAACAUUCACGAGACAACGUUCGAAGGUGCCGAAUCUGUCUCGAAUCCGGUAUCAGUCCAGGCCGUUGGAGUUUCUCCUGGGGUUGCAGCGGCUGCUCCGACCAGCGACGAGGACGACGACGAUGACGAUGAUGAUGACGACGACGAUGUAGAUCUAGACAUCACGGACGAUGAUGACGAUGACGACGAUGACGACGACGACGAUGAUGAUGAUGAUGACGACGAUGAUGACGACGAUGACGUGGAUGAUAUCGCCGACAUCGCCGACGCUAGGCACGCACGUGCCAUGGACUCCGAAUCGAGUGGUCACGUGCCAGCCAUUUAUGUGGCAAAAUAUAAUCGGUUCGUCGACAAUAUUCUCGGCAAGAUCAACAACAUUUUGCGGGCCAAUUAUGAACCGGUGACUGUAAAACUAACAAAUUCAAAUUCAAGCUCCAAAAAAAAUAAAAACAAGACUAAGAGGAAGGGCAUCAAGAAUGGUACUAAGAAGAGCGCUUCAAGGCCGAUCGACACAUCCGCUGUUACUGCAAACAGUGAUAAUGAAAAUGGCGUCGAGAAAGUCACUCAGAUUGAAUCUGUAACGCAAACAAACGGAACGGAGAAAGAACCGAUUUCACUGGAAUCUCCUGCAGAAAUUAGCAUGAGAUCUAAUAAUAGACACACGACUAACAAGAGCAAUAAAAACUCUAACAAGAAUCGCAAACGAACGAAGAACAGGACGAAAAAUCAAAGCAGCAACAAGAACAAAAACAACACCAAGUCUAAGAGCAAACCAAAAGCGAGAGCCACUCUGUAUGGAUUGGCAUCCUUGCAGAGGACGGGCGAUGUAUCGGUGAAUAUGAUGAGUGAUCACACAACAAUUAAGACCAAGUUCAGCCUGGGACCGUUGGUGCUGAAGGUCGAGAAAGAGUUUGGCAGGGCCGCGAAAAAAGAGCUGAGGAGCGCAACCGCUACUACGGCCGAGAUGUCUGGCAAAUUGAGCCUCCGUGUGUUACACGGCGGUGCGGCGACGUUGCAUUCUAUUCGAGUUUUGCAACCUAAACAGGUUCGAGUGGAAAGCCAAGACGAUCAUGACCGAACGCGAGAGUUUGUGUGGAAGAGAUCGUCGCAUAUCGCGCAUUUGGUGUCGCAAAAACUUUCUUCGGCCACCAGGUCAAUGCUUCGACCGCCGCCUGUUUCACCUGCAGCUUAAAGUACAUACGAUACUCCUGCCGCUCCUUGAUCCAACUGAAACUACCAAUAACCACCAAUCGAAGUGAGAGUCGAUCCAUGAAAAAUCCUCAUUGAAGAUCGAAUGCAAUAUGAUGCGUAUCGCGUUUUACGGAAUAUACUCGUAUAUAUUAUAAAGUCUGUCGAGCCGCAAAAGCUGCGCGAUGCGACUCUUUGACGGAUUUAUUAAUCAUUUUUUUGACUUGCGAGAGAAAGUAACGUUGGAAACGCAUGCAUGGUGUCCCACUUGCACUACGUUACUUUUUUUGAUGACAAAUCGUUGGGUCAAUUCGGAAUCAAUUUUUCCUCAAGAGCAAUAUCAAUGCAUCAAUAGUUUUUAAGUAAUAAUUAAAAAUAAGAAUUUUUUGAUAAACUAAGCUGUAAAA
Messenger RNA from Cyphomyrmex costatus, 2160 nucleotides. Its product is annotated as eisosome protein SEG2. The transcript is spliced from 7 exons. NCBI's taxonomy places the organism in Eukaryota, Metazoa, Arthropoda, Insecta, Hymenoptera, Formicidae. Bases 27 to 1757 code for a protein of 576 amino acids. The record is from RefSeq and is a predicted model, not a curated record.